ACCCGCAGCGCCGUUCCCCUCCGGCUUGCGGUCCUGGGAUAAUGGCGGCCGCCACCUUUCCUCAGUUCCUGCGCUUGCAGCGGCUGGCCAAGAUCCUGCGCGCCUUCCCCACCGCCGGAAGCUCGGCUGCUUAUACUGCGGUACCGCGCGCGCGUACAACCGAGAGAGCACCCAGGGGUGACAGGCAAACGAGAAGAAAGGCCCUGCCUCCCAGGACGGAGAAGAUGGCAGUUGACCAGGACUGGCCUAGUGUUUACCCCGUGGCAGCGCCAUUCAAACCCUCUGUGGUGCCUCUUCCUAUUCGAAUGGGUUAUCCAGUAAAAAAAGGUGUGCCACUGGCAAAGGAGGGAAAUCUAGAACUCUUGAAGAUCCCCAACUUCCUUCAUUUGACUCCUGUAGCAAUCAAGAAGCACUGUGAUGCUCUUAAAGAUUUCUGCACUGAGUGGCCAGCUGCACUAGAUAGUGAUGAGAAAUGUGAGAAGCAUUUUCCCAUUGAGAUUGACACAGUUGAUUAUGUGUCCUCAGGACCAUCCAUCCGGAACCCCAAAGCCAGAGUGGUAACAUUAAGGGUGAAACUUUCCAGUUUGAAUAUAGAUGAUCACGCAAAGAAGAAACUUAUUAAACUUGUAGGAAACCGAUAUUGCAAGACCACAGAUAUACUUACUAUCAAAACAGAUAGGUGCCCUUUAAAGAGACAGAAUUAUGAUUAUGCAAUGUACCUGCUAACAGUUUUAUACCAUGAGUCUUGGAAAACUGAGGAAUGGGAAAAAAGUAAGACAGAAGCAGACAUAGAUGAGUAUGUAUGGAAUAAUAGCUCCUCGGAAAAAAAUGUCCUAGAGACACUGCGGCAAAUUAGAGCUGCAGAGAAAGAUGGGGAAGCAACAAGGGAAGAGCUGCUUGGCGCCAAGGAAGUCAAAGAGUACCAGAAGUGUGUUGUGAGCCUGAAGAAUGACGGGGAGAAUGAGGCCACCCUCUCCCAGUACAAAGAAUCAGUGAAGAAACUAUUAAAUUUGACAUGAAGAAUGAAGCAGAAAAUAGACAUUGAUUUAUAAAUUUUAGGACCCAGGUAAUCAGUAUCUAAUGAAAAGAUUUAAAAAUCACAAUUUUUUGUCAGCACUGAAGUUAAUCCCACCCAGCCAGGUGCUGGUGCUCACACACAAUCCUGCCUAUUCAGGAGGCUGAGAUCUAAAAGAAAAAAUCCAUUAGAAUCUUCAUUUCUAAUUAGCAAAAGUCAGAAGUGGUGCUG
This is a messenger RNA of Perognathus longimembris pacificus (Pacific pocket mouse), 1246 nucleotides long. It is a transcript of the gene Mrps35, whose product is annotated as mitochondrial ribosomal protein S35. Gene Ontology annotation, cellular component: mitochondrial small ribosomal subunit. Lineage: Eukaryota; Metazoa; Chordata; Mammalia; Rodentia; Heteromyidae. Bases 42 to 1019 code for a protein of 325 amino acids. Gene Ontology annotation, biological process: mitochondrial translation. The record is from RefSeq and is a predicted model, not a curated record. Gene Ontology annotation, molecular function: structural constituent of ribosome. The transcript is spliced from 8 exons.